This is a messenger RNA of Oncorhynchus nerka (sockeye salmon), 1788 nucleotides long. RefSeq lists its product as uncharacterized. Bases 100 to 957 code for a protein of 285 amino acids. The record is from RefSeq and is a predicted model, not a curated record. Lineage: Eukaryota; Metazoa; Chordata; Actinopteri; Salmoniformes; Salmonidae. The transcript has a single exon.
CUGUCCCAUACCUCAGUAUGUGCUAUCCCAGAAUUGUUAUUGUCAAAAAGGGAUAUCAGGAACAUAGAAUUUGGCCGCCCUGGUCCUCGACACGGCCUGAUGCUGCUUCACUGGCUAGCCAACAAUAUUCAAAUUGACAACAUGACACUCAAUUUCAAUGCAUCCAGGGAAGACUAUGGCAUUCAUUUCUAUGGAAACGCUGAUACCCCCAGUCCGUUACCUUCACUGUCCAGUCUCCAUGUAAGGUACUACUCACUAGGGAAUAUUGGUCACAAUAACAGCAACAAUGGCGCUAUGGCACCUCCUUAUUAUGUAACUCGAAAAUUCUACAACUCAAGGGGGACUGAGAACAACAGGGACAGGGUCACACUCAGAGUUAGGAACGAAGGGUCCAAUCAGCAAAGUGUGGACGAGGUCUAUGUCACACAGCACUAUCCACCAAAUGGAAACAGAGGAAGUGGCUAUGAUCCAGACAAUACAUACCGUGUCAAUGUCAGCCUCCUUAGACAAAUCCAAAGUCUACCAACCAUUAACCUAAAUGUUAUUCCACAAACAUAUCAUGUAGAGAUCAACCACAACAGUCUGCAGAGUCUGAAAAACACCUGGGGAGGCACACCUGGUCUGGUACUUCUUCUGGCUCUUGUAUUGCACUUUACACGUCCCAAUAUCUUAUUUAAGGAGCAAGCUCUUCGUUUAACAUCUCAACCCCAGAGUGGCAUGGACAACCCCAGAGUGGAUGACGAUAAAUCAUUGAUUAAGCUUGAGGUGAAAAUCACAGAUAGAGGGAAAGCCAGGAUCAUCUGGAGUGGGAUCCCCAAGAGGCUAUUAGACCAGGGUGUAAUGGUGAUGCUUUAUAAGAGCAAUGGAAGUGAAAGCAAACUAGACAGGGCCUCGGUCAGGGGCAAGCCUCAGUACCCCUCAACCCUGGUCUCCAGGUCAGGCUCCACAAGAAGGUAAUGAUCUUGUGUGUAUUUGCCACUAUUGGGGACGAGAUAUGUAGGAGUUCUGAGUUUCAUAAUGCCAACAGAGAGAUUCCUGUUGAUAUUAACGGACAUGACGCCAGUCUGCAGCUCUUCGUAAAGGAUGGAAAGGCCUGCGCUCGUCUGUAUGUAAAGAAAUCCUUCACUGCCUAGAAGAAAACGUUUCAUAACUCCUGGGUUGGGUUCUACUCUUCUGAAGGCACCCUGGAUUAUAACACCUGGCAAUGGGCUGUACAUUUCUCUGAGGAAAGCCACUCUGAUUGGGCAGAUAUACCUGGGUAUGAUGUCUAUGUGUAUGAGUCUAGUAUGACCAUGUCUCCUGGGGUCCAGGUCAGAUUCAUGCUGGAGAAAUCUGGGGGUGAAAAGGCACGCACUCCACCCUGGGAGAGACUUGUCCAGUGGUGAGCUCACCUGAUAACAUGAUAUAUGACGUUGAUAUUCUCAUUUUUAACUGCUUGUGUAACUGCUUUUGUCAAUGUUUAACAUUUAUAUACCCUGUUUUUCAAUUAGAUUCAUUUUAAUUGUUCAUCUGUGUGAAGUGUAAAAGAUAAUCUGUUCCCAAAAAUCCCUUCUUGUCACGGUCGUCAUAAUGAUUGGACCAAGGCGCAGCGUGCGUAGAGUUCCACAUAUUUUAAUAAAUCCAAACUCACCGAACAAAACGAUAAAGCACAAACUAAACGUGACGCUACUGGUGUGCACACAGGCAACUAACUGUAGACAAGAUCCCACAAAUCACAAUGGGGAAAAUGGCUACCUAAAUAUGACCCCCAAUCAGAGACAACGAUAAACAGCUGUCUCUGAUUGGGAA